Molecule: messenger RNA, 2443 nt
Organism: Zeugodacus cucurbitae (melon fly)
Lineage: Eukaryota; Metazoa; Arthropoda; Insecta; Diptera; Tephritidae
Product: gamma-glutamyl hydrolase
Exons: 6
Coding region: 621-1790 (389 amino acids)
Biological process (GO): tetrahydrofolylpolyglutamate metabolic process
Cellular component (GO): vacuole
Molecular function (GO): gamma-glutamyl-peptidase activity
Source: RefSeq, a predicted model, not a curated record
AAACAACAGAGGCAUUGACGUGACUGAAUUCGUAUUGCUUGAAAGUGUUUCAUACUCGGUGAAAAUAAAUGCAUAAUCUUGUGUUUUAUUAUUUUAAAUUUAAUAUCGGAAAAUCUGAUAACUAACGCGUUUCCAAUAAAGUGGAGGGACAAUAAAGAUACUGCUCUCAAACAAGUGUAUUGUUUUAUAAAACUUGAAAAUUCAUACUUGUUAUUGAAUUUACUAUAAUACCAUUAGAGUUGCCAUCAAGUGUGGAAAACAUAUUUUGCAGAUUUAUAGAAAACGCGCGCUGGAAGUGUGUAUGAAUUCAAGUGCUUAGCCCAGCCGCUCCGUCGCUGCACCUCCACUUCAACCAACACACGUACAUACAUACAUAUGUACAUACGCUAUCGCGCGCUAGUCAACGCUGCUUACCUGUAAAUAUUCAAAAAUCCGCUAUUCGCUGUCACAGUCGUACGCUGAAGGUGUGCUCCCACAGAAGCCGUUUUCGCAAGUGCAGAAAAGUGAUUAGAAAUUAAAAAUUUCACGCCAUACAUCCGUACACACAAACAUAGGUGCGACACAGCCAACGCUCACUAUUCACCAUUUUACGCCCGCGCAAUUAACUUGGCGGCUCAGCAAUGCGUUUAAGUGCGCUCAUUAGCGACGCCAAUUCGUCGCCCAGCGUCGUGGCGGCAACAGUUUUGGUCACACUUUCGAUUUUAGCUACGAUUAAUGGCUCGGCGGCACGCAGUGGCGGUCGUCAGUUCGUCAACAGGUACUUCGACGUUAACGAUGACAUAACGGUUAAUGUCAAUGCGGAGUAUACGCGCCCGAUCAUCGGUAUCCUCACGCAGGAAGUGUCCAACUUUGUGCUACGUCAUUACCCCGAUAGGGACUACACCAGCUACAUAGCCGCGUCAUAUGUGAAAUUUGUCGAGGGCGCCGGCGGGCGUGUGGUGCCGAUUUGGAUUGAUCGUGAAAGAGAAUAUUACGAGGAUAUAAUGUCUAAAAUAAAUGGUGUACUUAUGCCAGGCGGUGCCACAUUCUUCAACCAGUCGCACGGCUAUGCCGAUGCUGGCCAACACAUAUACGACAUCGCCAUCGAAAUGAACGAGCGUGGCACAUACAUGCCAAUUUGGGGAACUUGCUUGGGAUAUGAGUUGCUCGUCUAUUUGACGGCCAACGGCACAGAUUUACGCACCGAUUGCUCGUCGUCCGCACAGGCACUGCCAUUGGAGUUUGAGAAGGGCUACAAGGACAGCAAACUCUUCGCCAAAGCGAGCGAUGAAGUGGUGCACAUAUUCAGCACAUACAAUGUCACGGCGAAUUUUCACAUAUUUUGCUUUACCCAGAAGACAUUUGCGGACUACGGUCUAAAUAACUCUUGGAAUGUGCUGAGCGUAAAUCAUGACUGGUAUGGUGAGGAAUUCAUAUCGACAGUGGAACAUGUCAAAUAUCCAUUUUAUGGCGUGCAAUUCCAUCCUGAGAAAGUUCUUUACGAAUUCAUUCCGAAUCGAAAUAUUACGCACACCUCCCAAGCUGUUAUCGCUUCGCAGUAUUUCGCAGACUUCUUUGUGAAUGAGGCGCGCAGGAAUCGCAAUCACUUCGCCAAUCGCACGGAGGAAACCAAUGAACUCAUCUAUAAUUACCAACCGGUGUAUACGGGCGCUAAAGGCUCCGCUUUCGUGCAGCAGUAUUUGUUUGAGGCACGCAAUGCCGGCACAGCUUCUACGGCCGGUGCGAUACAACUACAUUGCUUGCUGGCGCUAAUUACGUUAUUUAUUUUGGGCGCUUGGAGGCGUGUAUGACGUCAUUACAUCUAUCGCGCUUUUAGGCUAUUCGGCCAUGCAUGCCUACAUUCGUGAUGCUAUUAUGGAUAUUACUCGUUCUUUCACUUUAUAGCUUCAAUAUUUUUACUGUCAAACGUGUCGUAAAGUUCCUACAUAAAUACAGCUACAACAAUAAAAGCAGCUUCAAGUGUGUGUGUGUGUGAUCAUACAACAAAUAAUACAACAAUGAAAGCUAAGAGGCAUUAAUGGACUCAAAUUCACUGCUGGGAUAAUUUAAUAAUUUAAUAAUAUUUUAUUAUUUAAUUUUUAAUUUUCACAACUUCUAAAAAUAAGCGGAAAAUAUUAAUAGAUUCUUAUUUUAACGUCUAUAAGUAUGCAUAUUAUGUAGGCUUAAAGUAUUGUUCUAUGCUUGCUCUAGUAAUUGCCUUCAAACAAAAAGGUCUCUUCAAGCACUCCACAACAAUAACUUUAUUUCAAUAAUAUUUAUUGUAAACGAGGCUUCUGUGAUUUCUAUGUUCAGUGCGAAAUAAUCAAUACCAUAUUAUGAGCACAAAAAAUAAAAAAUAAAUACAUAAAUAUAAAAUAAAAACUGUGCAGCAGAAAAGAUAAUCAAAUAAUAUCUCUUUGUUGAAGUGUUAUGAAUAAAGUUUAUAAUUGAAUAACCAUGUGAA